Molecule: messenger RNA, 10359 nt
Organism: Monodelphis domestica (gray short-tailed opossum)
Lineage: Eukaryota; Metazoa; Chordata; Mammalia; Didelphimorphia; Didelphidae
Gene: PGM2L1
Product: phosphoglucomutase 2 like 1
Biological process (GO): carbohydrate metabolic process
Cellular component (GO): nucleus
Molecular function (GO): glucose-1,6-bisphosphate synthase activity; intramolecular phosphotransferase activity
Source: RefSeq, a predicted model, not a curated record
CUCUAGAGGCUCGUGCCCCGAAGUCGGAGUUUGACGGGUGCCCUCGAAUAGCGGGUCACCUAGAGUGGCCCGAGGUGGUGGGACAGUCUCCUUCCGGGCAAAAGAAAAGGGAGAGGGAUGGGACGGGUCGGAGCUAGAGGAGAACCGGAGCCCUCUGCUUAAUCCCUUCUUUAUUUUUUCGGGGUCUGUGAAGAGAAUCGGGAGCGCGACUAGCUGCGGCGGUGCCAGGAGCGCGGGCGCGAGUCCGCGCGAGGAGGCGGAGCCUGGGCGGAGGUAGAGCGCGCGCGUGGGCGGGACUAGGGGCUGCGCGUGCGGCGGGUACGAUCCAGACAGCUGGGGCCCGCUGUUGUUCCCGGCUCGCUCCGCAGCCGCCUGGGCCACCGCCCCCGCCCCCGCCCCGACUGUCAGUCAGUUAGUCUGGGAGGGAGGCAGGGAAGGAGAGGAGCUGAGGAGCGGUCGCCGUUGCCGCGUCAGUGAUCCGCGCUCUGCCGCUGCGGCAGGUGCCCGAGCCACUCGCUCACUGCCCGAUGCCCUGCGGGGAUACAGGGGCGCCCACAGCCCGGUGAGCAGCCACCCCAUUUUGCCUCCGCCCUCGCCGCCAUGGGGGACGGCACCGUGGGGGACAUGAAUUCCAACCUGCCCAGCGCUCCCUACCUCACUGGAGACCCGCAGCUGGACACCGCCGUGGGCCAGUGGCUCCGCUGGGACAAGAAUCCCAAGACAAAAGAACAAAUUGAAAAUCUCUUACGAAAUGGAAUGAAUAAGGAGCUAAGAGAUCGACUUUGCUGCAGGAUGACUUUUGGCACUGCUGGGCUUCGUUCUGCCAUGGGAGCAGGAUUUUGCUAUAUUAAUGACCUUACAGUGAUCCAGUCAACACAGGGAAUGUACAAAUACCUUGAAAGAUGUUUUUCAGACUUAAAGCAGAGAGGCUUUGUUGUCGGCUAUGACACCAGGGGUCAGGUGACCAGCAGCUGCAGCAGUCAAAGGCUUGCAAAACUAACUGCUGCAGUUUUGCUGUCCAAAGGAGUACCUGUGUAUUUGUUUUCAAGAUAUGUUCCUACACCUUUUGUGCCCUAUGCUGUUCAGGAACUGAAAGCAGUUGCAGGUGUGAUGAUUACUGCCUCCCAUAACCGUAAGGAAGACAAUGGAUAUAAGGUAUACUGGGAAACAGGUGCUCAGAUCACAUCUCCUCAUGAUAAAGAGAUCCUAAAAUGUAUAGAAGAAAGUGUCGAGCCCUGGAUUGAUUCCUGGAAUGAAAAUCUAGUGGACACCAGCCCCCUGAAGCGAGAUCCUCUGCAGGAUAUUUGCACACGUUACAUGGAAGAUCUGAAAAAGAUCUGCUUUCACAGAGAACUGAACUUAAAGACAAGCUUGAAAUUUGUCCAUACAUCAUUUCAUGGAGUUGGUCAUGAUUAUGUACAAUUGGCUUUUAAAGUGUUUGGAUUUAAGCCUCCAAUUCCAGUACCAGAACAACAGGAUCCGGAUCCAGACUUUUCUACUGUUAAAUGUCCAAAUCCUGAAGAAGGAGAAUCUGUGCUGGAGUUGUCGCUGAGAUUGGCUGAGAAGGAAAAUGCCAGAGUAGUAGUUGCCACAGAUCCUGAUGCAGACAGACUGGCAGUGGCUGAACUGCAGGGGGAUGGCCGUUGGAAAGUUUUCACAGGCAAUGAGUUAGCAGCGUUGUUUGGGUGGUGGAUGUUUGAUUGCUGGAAGGAAAAUAAGUCACAGAAUGCUGAUGUGAAGAACAUUUACAUGUUAGCCACUACAGUCUCCUCCAAAAUUUUGAAGGCAAUUGCACAUAAAGAAGGAUUUCAGUUUGAAGAAACAUUACCAGGUUUUAAAUGGAUUGGAAGUAGAAUAAAGGAACUCAUGGAAAAUGGGAAAGAAGUCCUUUUUGCAUUUGAAGAGUCUAUUGGAUUUCUGUGUGGGACUUUUGUUUUGGAUAAAGAUGGAGUGAGUGCAGCUGCUGUUGUUGCUGAAAUGGCAACUUACCUAGACACCAAGAACCUAACAUUGGCACAACAGCUUACUAAAGUUUAUGAAAGAUAUGGAUAUCAUAUUUCAAAGACAUCUUAUUUCUUAUGUUAUGACCCACCUACUAUCAAACAUAUAUUUGAAAAGCUUCGCAAUUUUCAUUCUCCAAAAGAAUAUCCAAAAUUUUGUGGAGCUUUUGACAUAUUGCAUAUACGGGAUAUUACUACUGGAUAUGACAGCAGCCAACUUAAUCAGAAAUCGGUGCUGCCCGUGAGUAAAAACAGCCAAAUGAUUACAUUUACCUUUCAAAAUGGUUGUGUGGCCACACUACGGACAAGUGGAACUGAACCAAAGAUAAAGUAUUAUGCUGAGAUGUGUGCAUCCCCCGAACAGAGUGAUAUCGCCUUACUGGAAGAAGAAUUGAAGAAACUAAUUGAAGCUCUAAUUGAGAAUUUUCUUGAGCCUAGUAAGAAUGGACUGAUCUGGCGAUCUACUUAGACAUCUUCCAGGCUGUUGCUAUACAAAUGGCUCUUUGCACUGUCACGUAAAACAAAAGAUUCAAGACCUACAUUUAACUUUGUUCUUGUGUACAUUUGUCUAUUUUGGAACUCACUCCUUUAAGACCUAAAAUGAAGCAGGAUCUUUUCUUGUCAGCUAAUUUAACCAAAUUUCAUGAGUUUGAAAUAGACUUAAAUUUAGAUGCAAGUGAAAUAAUUGAAAUUUUCACUUUUUUUUUACACCAAAGUCACAUACACUGAACAUUAUAAAGCAUACUCUCUCCAGCCUUCAACUGGAAGAUCUCUGUAGAGGUCAUGCAGGAGUGAAUUUUCCUUUUGUAAUUUGACUAUGUUUACUUCAUUUGUGUCAUCUGUGUCUGAGUACAGUUCAGACAAAAAUUAGCUAAAUAUUCCAAAUGCUGUUUGUGGUUGUCAAGUUAGUUAGGGAAAUAAACCAUCAUGUUGGUGAGAAUACAACACAGUUUCUUUAGCACCCCCAUGGCACUGUUAGAGGUCUUGAUAAGUAUGUUAGAAUAGUUAGAAUUAUUAGAUUAGGACAAUAUGAUGUUAUGGCAUACGGUUAUAACACCUUUAUUUCAGGCAUUCUUCAUUGGUCGUACUUUUCCUAUGUGUAUCUUAAAAAUACUGAUGUUUAUCGAACAAUAGUGGCAAUUCUCCUGGGAAGCUUUGUUUUUGAUAGAUCUCUCAGUGCCUUCCAGGGGUUUUGGUAUGAGCUGAGAUAAUGUUCCCACAGGUUCUAGUGAUAUUUUCCCUCCCAAGCAGGAGCCAUUGAACUUGAGAAUAUAUAUAUAUCAUCAGCACCUCAUCUAUUUGAACAGUUCUUCUAGAUGGCAAAAUAGUCAAAUAGCUAGGGUGUUGUUUUAAAAAUAUCAAAUAAGGUCUUCAUAAGAAGCAGGUCUUAAAUUACAUACUACUAUUGUUUGAAAUUUCCAUGUUAAAGUUCAGUGUCAUUACAGGUGAGGAGAAUUGUGAUAUAAAGAGAGAGAUGGAAUUCCAAAUAUUCAACUAAAAAGAGAUUUAUUUCAUUUAAAAACCAUAUCUUUUCAAGCAGAUUAAUCUACUGUGAUAAAGAUAAUUCUGUUAAUGGAGUUUUUGGAAAGUAUAUUAAUUUAUUAUGGCUUCUUUAAAAUUCACUUGUUUUCUAAGAUUGUUUAAGAAAUCAGUGUGGAGAAAGUUGUUCUAAUCCAGACCCAUUAUUAUUUAAUAUAAUAUUUUAUUUCAUUCUUUUUAACACUACUAUUUAGCCAGUGCACAAAUAUGAAAGUAUUUAUUGUACUCUUUUCCUCUUCAUUAAUAUCUCUCAAAGGUUUUACAGGCAUAGAAUAUUUAAGUGAGAAGAUGGCAGGAACUAUUUUGUCCUCCCUCUCAGUGACCCAACUGUGACAUACUCAGAUAUCUCUAACUUAGUUUUCCAUUAUAGUUAAAGAGAAGUUCUUCAUCUUCAGUACUGGUUCCUUGAAAAUAAGUCACUACUCUUGUCAUCUUGGACAGCAAAUUUUUCUCUCCUUUCUAGUUUCAGUAUUUAAAUACUAAACAGCAUGGAAAUAUCAUAUAUUACAAUAUAGUCCCUGGUCUUUAACAGUUGUUAAUGUUGAACCAAACAAAGAGAAGUGAAGUAUUAUGAAACAGAAUCUUACUGGACAGUUAUCAAAAAUUUUACUUUAAAAUUAGGUUGAUUUCUCUAGUCUUUCUGAUCAGAAGAUUUGCUUUCAUUCCAAGAAGCUGUAUAUUUAGACAGUUGUCAUUGCUUAGUUUAUUUAGCAUUCUUGUGGGAGGAAAAACCUUCUAUUUUGCCCAUUGGUUUAUUCAGUGUCCUCUUGUUCUGCUUAGUUACCCUUUAUAACAUACUUAUCACAUUAAGCAUUCUAAGUAAUAAGAGUUAAAGUUCCUUGAACUAAUAGGCCCUCAAGUAAGAAAAAACAGUUCCUAGGAUUUUAGUGAUCUAACACAUGGCAUUAACUAAUCAAUCUAGUCCAACUAAAUCAUGGUUCCAGUUUGAAGUUGUUACAUCUGUUCAUAUUUAACUGAGCUCAGUUUCAAAACUGUUUCACCUCCAAUGUGAAAAAUUGUUCAUUUGUUUGCUCCUUACCUCUCCCCAACCCUGUCCUUGAAGCAGGACAUAAAUGACUUGCAUAUAGGCAAGUAACCAGAUGUAAAAGAGAACCACAUUUUUGCAUCUAAUUCAUGUUGAUAAAAGCUUUGCACUAAAUAGGAAAAAACUUGUAAAUUACUUUUUAUUUAGCUUUAUGAAUGUAUAUUGUAAUGUAGGAGAUUGUCUUUGUUGCCCAGGAACCCAUAUGAUCAAUAUUUUUUAGUAAAAAUAUGUAUUUAAGUUUCUGCAAAAUAGAGUGAAGCUAAAAAAGAUGGUUGUCUCCUUCAUUCAUUAAAGCCACAUUUAUUUUGUUCCAGUAUGAAGGGAACAAUUUUAUUUGGCCACUUCAUUAGUAUACAACAUUGAAUUCAAGGUGAAAAAUCUUUGUUGCUGGAAUUGUUAUUUAUAAAAUCAAAUAUUUUCAACUCCUUUUUACUUUAUUUUGUUUAGAUCUGUUAUUUAUGUGGGAAAUCUCUGGAUAUGGAAAUUGUUCUGCAAAUAAUCACCAAUUCAUGCAUGACUUUGUUUUAGAAAGUUGCCUGGGACAUUAUGAAGUUAAGUGGCUUGCUCAUGGUCCCACAGCUAAUUUUUGUCAGAGGAUGGACUUCAUCAGGUCUUCCUGACUAGUAUACCACACAGCCUCUAGAUUUAUUUAACUUAUACAGAUCUAAAUUCUCAAACAAUAUAAAUUCAGUAGUAACAAAGAAGAGAAGACCAUUAGGAUUACCAGAUUCAAAUACUAGAGAAUUGUCAUUAAAAAGGAUUGAUUCUUAGAUGGAAGGUAAGGGUUUUUUAAAAAAAAGUGAUUAUAUAUGUUCAUGUUGAAUGUGGAGAGAACUAGGAUCAGUAUACAGAAUUUACAAUGAGAUAAAUUUUGGCCUUAAGAAUUUCCUAACAAUUGUAUCUGUUAAAUAAUGCAGUGCUCUGCCCUUUAAGGUCGUAAGUUUCCCACUGAAGAUGUUCAUGCAGAGGUUGGAUGACCACUUGUCCUCUGUGUUGUAGGAAAGAUUCAUAUGUCUAAUGAAAGGCUGGUCUGAAGUCCAUCUAGCUUUGAAGUUCUGGGAUCCUAGACAUUGAAUUCAAGAUAUAGAUAGAUCAAGAUCUAUAGAUAGAUGUACAGCUAGCUCAAGUGUCAGACUUAAACAAUGGCAAGCUGAGUUCUCCAUACCUAGGUCUUAGACCUAGUGUUUAGCAUUUUCUUGUACAACAUAAAAGAUAGGAUAGGGAUGGAUAUGCUUUAGUUUGUAGAAGUUAGAAAGUUGUGAAGCUUGCCAAAAACUUGGGAAAGAGUCUAGAAUUCUAAGUUGGGGAGCAUAAUUUUUUAAAAUUUAUUUAAAAAUAUUAAUUGAAUAAGUCACCAGAAACAAAUAUGAGAAAGGCCAACUGGGCCAGUACAGAUAAGGAUAUACAUUUGUAGAAGAAAAGGAAGUUGUUAUAAAGGCAAGGACAAGAUGAAAAUGGGAGGUUGUGUGUAAACACAGCACAAAAAUAUAUACCAUAUUGAUUUGAAUAUAGGUCAUCCUCUUUUUUUUUUCAUUCAAACUGUAUGUGUCAAGAAAAGUCUGACUUAUAUUUACACCAGUACAGAAUAACAGUAAUAGAAGGAAGGUGAAUAGUAAUAGUUACAGAACUUGAAAUGGAAAGGUUCUCAAAGGACCUCUACUCAUGUACCUAAAAAAUCUUCAAUAUUCCUGAGAAGUGACCAUCUAGCCUUUUUAACUUCAUUUGUGUCCUAGACUCCUUGGGUAGCCCAAUGAAGCCUGUGGACAACAUCUCAGAAUGAUGCGUUUUAAAUGCAUAAAAUUAAAAUACACUCAAUUACAAAGGAAGCCAAUUAUAUUGAAAUACAAUUUAUAUGUGUGUACCACAUUUUGAACUAAGUGUAUAGACUCUAGGUUAAGCACCUCUGAUUUAGCUCCUAAACUCUUCUAAUGAUGGGGAAGCCAGAUUAUUUUACAUUAAUUUGCAUUUACUCUCCAGCUUUGUUAUGGGAAUUUAUCUCUGUUUCUAAAAUGAAAAAAUUUAGUGACAGAGAGGUCAUGGAAUUAUAGUGGAGAAACUAAAGGUGAACUCACAGUCUACUGCUUUAAGAGCAAAUAUCAGUAAGAUAAAGAGUAGAGAAUUCCUCUUUGUACUUGGUGGUCCUUUGGGAUUAUUGUAUAUAAAGUUCCACCCAGGCGCCACAACAAAGUGAAGAAUUUGAAGCAAAUGAUCAAUGUAGGAGGAAGGUAAUUUUAAAAUAAAUGGGCUUGGAAUUAAGACAUAUGAGAAAAGGUUAAAGGAAUUCCCAGUCCUCCAAUCUUAGAGAAGACUGAAGGAUAAUUUAAUAGGUCCUCAAAAAUUAGGCAGCUGUUGAUCUGAGAAAGAUGAGUAACUGUUCUCCAUUUCCAGUGAAGACAGAGCAAGAGCAAACAAAGUCAUGGAAAAGUAGCUAUGUUAUCUGAGCAAAUCACUUCCCUUCUCUAGGCCUUAGUUUUCCUAUAUUUAAAAGGAGAGAUUUGGAUUAGAUGAUUUCAUGGAUAGGAAUAAAUAAUUUUCAUUCCUAGGAAUCUGAGUUAAGGUCUGAGAGGUUUAAGUUAAGGAAGAAGAACUUCCUUCCAAGAAUUGUUAAAUGUUAGAGUGUGCAAAAAAAAAUGCAGCAAACUCUUGAAGGCUUUAAAAAGCAAGCCAUGUUUUCUUCUGAUUGAGAUUUCCUAGAGAUGGGAAUAUGAACUCCUUAUACUUUUUGUAAUUUCUGCAGGCAUUCAUUUUUGGUGGGUUUAAGCAAAAGUUUUAAGUGUUUAAAAACCCUAAUAAAUUGAUCAUUGGGUUUCAUUCUGGAUCUAGAAGAUAAUAUUGCAAAUGUUUUCCCCAGUUUUGAAUAAAGAACCCAGCAACAAGUAAAGAUAUUCUUAAACUUCACCUUUCAUUCAUCCUGCCAUAAUGACCUGGAUACAGUCCUUUUCAUUUUAAGGAAUGUCCAGAGCUUUUCUGUUUGUUUAUUUGUUUUUACACAUAAAAUAUUUACCAUAUAGAUGUAAGAACUUUGUCAAAUCCAGAAGUUUUGAGAAAUUGGAGACUUGGAAAUGUUAUUUCAGGAAAUGAAUCCUUGUUUCUUAAUCAGUAUAUAUUUCUGGGAUGUCAAUGACUAAUGAAACAUCAUUUUUAGGUGAAGGACAUGCUAAUUUUAAAAAUGAUUUACUCUGCAAAGUGCUACUAUCAAUGUUUACUACAAAUGCUUUCUAUUCAUGUUGAUAAUGCUUGAAACAUCCAUAUGAUUCCAUUUAGAAAAAUUUCCUUUUGCUGUUUUCUACCUCCUUUCUCCCUCCCCCCAUUCUACAUGUUGCUACCAUGAAAAGAUAACAUCCUAUUACCUUAUUGAAGCUCAUUUGUGAACUGUUUGUUUUGCUACCAUCAAAAAAACUAUUCGUGGGGACAAAAAUUUGAACCUGUUCAGAACUUAUUUGGGUUUGAAUACUGUUAAUUUCCUAUGGGUUUUUCGAAAUUCAUAUUUUUGGAAAUUAUGUUGAGAAUCUGAUAGGGAAACAAUGGUUUCCACCUAAAACAAUGACUGUUUGAAUAUUUGAUUUUAGUUAGGUUUUUUUCACUACUAUUGAUCCAAGGAUUUAAAAAUAUUCAUAAUAAAUCUUUGUUCUUUGUCCUUAAACCUCAAAGUACUGGACAGAGAGAAAAAGUCAGAAGUCAAAGAUUUUUCUCUCUGCCUCUCUAAAUAGCACAGCUAUUCUCCCACCCCUAAUCUGUCUUAGUUUUCAAAAAGUCUUAUUUACUUCAAAAGUUGCCAUUCUGUUAUCUUGGUCAGGAAACUUUCUUCCUCUUUCUAGUUUCAGUACUAGAAACAAGGCGGUAUAAUGGAAAAGCAUUGGACUGGGAACCUCAAAACAUGGGUCCUUGUCUUGCCUCAUAAUUUGUGGUGUAACUUGGGCAAUUCUCCACAUCUUGGUUGGUUUACUUAUCUGCAAAGGAUGGGGAGACUGAGCUCUUAAAAGAUCUCCUUAGUUCUGUUACCAACAAUAUCCCCAUGGCAUUUAAUACUUGAGUCAUAUAAAGUUAUUGAAGCAUGUGAGGUGCCAUGUUCAGCCCUCAAGGAACCAUCAUUCUUUUAGGUAUGGAUCAAACUCUGUUGUACAAUUAUUACUUAAUGGUAUUUUGAUAUAUUAAUUGGCUCAUUACCUGCCUAAUCCUAUGAUAUUACUCAACAUUGCAAUUGUAUAGCACCUAUAGAAAUUAAAAGCAAUAGGGAUUCUCUUUGCCAAAUUUAUUCAAAUGAUAUUUUCAGUGUCUUUUUUUUACACAGCCAACAGAGCAUUCCCACCAUUGCAAGGUAGAUAGAACACCAAUUAUCAUCCUUGUUUUUAUAGCUGAAGAGCCGACGCUUAGAGAAAUAAACUAAAGCAUAGAAAUAAAAAUUCAUUUAAAAGGCUUAGAGGAAUAAAGCUGGCCACAAUCACCCAGCUCCUCAGCAUCAGAGCCAUGAGUUCCAGAGGCCUGGCUCAAAGUCCACUGCUCUUUCCAUUAUACCAUGCUGCCUUUCCAUUCCUAUUUGGAUAAUAGUACAUUGUCUUUGAUACUUGCUAUAUGCAACUCUAAUAAUUAAAUUACAUUUAUAUAGUGAUUUAUUGUUUACAAAGUACUUUAUGAUCUGAUUUUAUUAUCUAAAUAAGCCUGUGAAAUGGGCAGGAUAAAUGUCUUCAUUUUGCAUAUGAAGAACUUGAGGCUCAGAGAGAUCAAAUAGAUUGCUCUCUAGGCAACCUUGGGACUCAAAGUUUGGUUGGUCCUUUGACUAAAUCCAGGUUUUUGUGCUGUACCACCUACCUCCCAGUUCCAGCAGCAUUUAGGAGAGAAUUUUGCCCUCCAUUUGUUGAACUGAACUAACUAGCUAAGCUUCAAAGAUUCUACCUACACCCAAAGUAUUAUCUGAGAAGCUCACUCAGAAGCUGAGUAAUAAGAGUAAUGAGUUUGGUUGUUAGGUUUAGAAAAGUCAUGAUUUCCAGAGAAAUAUAGAUCUGCAAAAUGUCUAAAAACCUCUUAGCAGCAACAAAUUAUGGUGGAAAGACAUUAGACCAGGAGACCUGGGUUCUAGUUCUGGUCCUUUUUUUUUAUGACAUUGGAGAAACUAGUUUUCCACUUGGGACCUCAGUUUCCUCCACUGUGAAAUCAGAGAACUGGCCUGGGUGAACUUGAACUCAAAAGUCCAUUUCAUUGUCAUCAUUCAACGAUUGUCUUAACACUCCCUCAGUCUACAUUUUAAGGGUAAAGUAAGUGAAGGAUCAAUUGCUAUUGGAGCUAGAGUUGAUCCCAUAAAGAAUUCCCUUCUUAAAUCUGCAGCAAACUCUCCCAAGGGAGUCAUAACUUAUGGAACCUCUUAUGUCGUAUAGAAAGAUGUAUCUGAUGAGACAUGCUCAAACUGAUAGCAUGGGUAAUGUUUACAGAAACCCCAGAUGCUCUUCCAGGCAUAACCGCACACCCUCUUGCUUUGUUCUAUUGUAUGUUAGGGGAUUACAUGCACUGUUACAAAAGAAGCAUCAUUUUCCUUAUUAGGUGUGUGAUGAUAAAAGGUUUGCACCAGGGGACUGAAAUGAGAAGCGUGACUUUGUUUAAACCACCUUAACUCCAUCAGGUCAGCACCUUUGUUGCAGAUGAUUUCCCUAUUGUGAGACCAGGGUGUGUUAUCAAUAUUGCUUGUGAAAAUUUGCACUUUUUCUUAAGCAUUUGUGUAAGGAUUAUUUUCGUGGUUUUAGCUGAAUAAAGUGUUGUUAGUAAUAAACUGUUCUCUUCCUA